GAGACACAGACUACAGACAGGGAGACUAAAGACACAGAGACUAAAGACAAAUAAAGAUAAUCAGAUAUAUAUCUAUAAUAUUUAUCUGAAUACACUUCAGUCAUAUACUGUAUAAUGUACUUCAUUCCCGCCCACGUCGGCACACGCCGUGUCAGCAGCGAGCGCACCUGUACUCCUCCUCUCUGACGGAACAGGAAGUCGGGAAACGGGAGGAAGAAGAAUCUCGGACGUAAAAGAGAAAAGUUUGUGAAUGUUAAAAGAAAAAUGAGCAGAAUUUAUGAAAACUCGUGUUUACAGAACAAACCCGUCCACAGUGACAAGUUCGACGGCGUCUGGUCUCCAUCUACAUACGAGAGGGGAGCUGGAGUUCUUCUGGAGGGAAAGGUGCUGGACGUCUCCAGACAUGUGGUCAGCGAUGUCAAAAACCACAAGGUUCGCUUCUACGUUCUGUAUGUCAAACCCAGCCGCGUCCAUCAGAGGAAGUUUGAUGACAGAGGAAAUGAAAUCGAGCCAAACUUCAGCGACACCAAGAAGGUCAACACAGGUCAUCUCCUGUCAUCCUACAAAGUGGAAGCUAAGGGUCAGUCGGACCGUCUGUCUCACGAGCAGCUGUCAGAGAUGGUGAACAAGGAUGAGCUGGUGAAAAUAACGGAGAAGCACCGACCCGCCGGUACCUGGGCCUUCUGGUUCCCAGAGACGGAGCUGGACAAAACAGAGCUGGAGACGUGACACGAGGUCCGGCUGAAGACCAGAGGAAACUGUCCCUUCAUCUUCUCCAUCGCUAAAGUGGAGGGUGGCGCAGUGACCAGGUGUAACUUUACUGGAGAUGAAAACACUGGAGCUUCAUGGACGGACAAGAUCCUGGCCAACAAAGUCCACGCAGAAGACGCUGAGCGAGGAGGAGGAGCAGCAGGAGGAGGAGAGGGAGCUGAUGAAGAUGAAUGGGACGAGUGAGUAAAUCGUUUCCUGGCAGAACUGAACUGAACCGAGCUUGUGGCAGAUCUCCAGUCUGUCUCUCUCUGUGUCUCUAUGUCUGUGUCUCUCCGUGUCGCUCUCUGUCUCUGUGUCUGUCUCUGUGUCUCUCCGUCUCUCUCUCUGUCUCUGUGUCUCUCUCUGUGUCUGUCUCUGUGUCUGUCUCUUUGUCCUUGUGUCUUUCCGUGUCUGUGUCUGUCUCUGUGUCCUCAUGGUUUAAAAUCUUGCAGCAGGUUUUGACUGUGAUUCACACAUUUAUAUGAGAUCAAAUAUAAAUAUUAAAAAGUCUGCUGGUCAGGUGACUGGUCAGGUGACUUUAAAGGUG
Solea solea (common sole) is the source of this 1297-nucleotide messenger RNA. It is a transcript of the gene arpin, whose product is annotated as actin related protein 2/3 complex inhibitor. Lineage: Eukaryota; Metazoa; Chordata; Actinopteri; Pleuronectiformes; Soleidae. Gene Ontology annotation, biological process: negative regulation of actin nucleation. The record is from RefSeq and is a predicted model, not a curated record. The transcript is spliced from 6 exons.